This is a messenger RNA of Diversispora eburnea, 718 nucleotides long. Lineage: Eukaryota; Fungi; Glomeromycota; Glomeromycetes; Diversisporales; Diversisporaceae. The record is from the annotation of a GenBank genome assembly.
AUGUCGAAAACAGAAAAAGUCUCAGCUGCUAAUCUUAAAAACCUCGCAUACAAUAUUCUGAAAAACUUCAACGACGAUGCGGUAAAAAAUAAGACUUUUCCUGAGUUGGCCAACUGCACAGAAUGUGAUAAGAAGAUUUUUGCCCAACCUAAUAAAGCAUUCACAACGCUAUUAUGUGGCCACGUAUACCAUAGAAUCUGUAUUGAGAAGAAACUUUUACUUAGCAAGCAACUAACGUGUCCAACCCCCAAGUGUGGAAAAAGCGUUGAAAUUCUUGAGGAGUUCACUACAGCCGAAACAGGUCUUAGACGUGAUUCAGAAUCUAGUACUUCUUCAUUAGUUGGGAAAAUGGGGAAGCAACUUAAUAUCCAAUCUCAAGAAAUUAUUGAUGAAGAAAUGUCAGAUGUCGAUAAUGGGGAGAAUAAGGAUAAUCAACCGAGGGAUAAGAGCAUCGUCAUGGUAGAAGGAUCCCAAAAAAGACCCAUCGAAGUUGACACUGAAGAGACAAAUACAAUGCAAGAUAAAUCACCUAUUAAGAAAGCAAAAAAGGAAGUUAAAAAUGAGGAUUUCCAGAUGUUGAAACGACUUAUCAAAGAGUUAAUUACUAAUAGUCCGCAUGUAUCUGAAAUUACCAAAGAAGCAGUGUCUGAGUCAUCUGAAGAUUUACUUUAUUUAUAUAAUAAUAUUACUAAUUCUGAAUUGCGAAAAGAGAUUGCAA